This is a messenger RNA of Glossina fuscipes, 828 nucleotides long. Its product is annotated as venom allergen 5-like. Bases 1 to 828 code for a protein of 275 amino acids. NCBI's taxonomy places the organism in Eukaryota, Metazoa, Arthropoda, Insecta, Diptera, Glossinidae. The record is from RefSeq and is a predicted model, not a curated record. The transcript has 5 exons.
AUGGGUAAUCCGGUGCACUCCUGGGAAUAUUGUGUUGCUGCAGAAAUAUGCGCGGAGGAAUACGGACACUCGCUUUGCAAUCCUAUAGAGCGCUUUGACAUCUCGAAAGCCAAGUAUUUUAGUAGCGAGUUAGCAGCGUUUGCUCCCGUCACGAAAAAGUUUAAAAGGAUUGUAAUAGACAUCCAUAAUCAUUAUCGCAAUUUGAUAGCUGGCGGUGGCGAGCAAAAUGUGAAAAAUGGCGGAAAAUUCCCGAUAGCAUCACGAAUGCGCGCAUUAAUCUGGGAUGACGAACUAGAGUACAAUGCAAAAUUACACCUACAAGCGGCGAAACGAAUGGUUCAUGAUAAUUGUCGUGCCACCAAACGGUAUCCAUUGGCCGGACAAAAUUUGGGUGGUACGGCAGUGCAAGGUAGAGAGAAGGUAUUUCAGACUAUGCUGGAACAUUUUCGGAAGAUGUUUGACGAGAAGGACGACGUGGCAGAUCCUGAAAAGCUUCCAGAAAUGUUAUUGAGCGAGCAUUUGGGAAAGUCUGGCCAUUUUACGCAAUUGGUAGGCGACCGAAAUUCGCGUGUGGGUUGCGUCUUUGCUUUAGGUUUAAACUGCACUGCAAGUCUAGCACCCGGAGCGGAAGUAUAUAAAUUUUGCUAUUAUACCGCUUGUCAUUAUGAUUUUUCAAAUCUAACCAAGUGGCGGCUUUACAAAACGCAUUUGACAACACCUGGUGCUGAUUGCGGCGAAUGGCACGUGGGUAUGAACAAGGAUCCUAGAUAUCCCAAUCUCUGCGAACCAACUAUCGAAUUAUUUGAUUAUACCGAUUCAAAAGGCUGA